Molecule: messenger RNA, 1195 nt
Organism: Scaptodrosophila lebanonensis
Lineage: Eukaryota; Metazoa; Arthropoda; Insecta; Diptera; Drosophilidae
Product: protein lethal(2)k10201
Exons: 1
Coding region: 169-852 (227 amino acids)
Source: RefSeq, a predicted model, not a curated record
AGAAACAAAUACAGUAAUUAGACGAGCCGGGCGCAAUAGGUUUAUAGCUGAUAAAUCUCUUUUGCAAACCUUGAGGAGAUUUAAUAGCAAAUUAUUGGAAGCUGUCACUACGAAGCUUUGUAGCGCGCAAAUUUUCCAAAAACUUAAAAUUAUUUUAAAUCAGUCAAAAUGGAGACCAAAACAUCACCGUUUCUCCUUACCAAGGAUCAACUAUCAAAAAUAUUGCAUGAAAUUCCUGCCGGCUACAUAAAACCCACGGACCCGCUUCUUGUUGCCACAAUGCCGCCCUUACCACCUUACCAAAAGCUUGGAGUGCUUGUCGAACGUGACGAUAUUGUAGACGCUGGCCAGUCUACCAUAUCCAGUCAAAGCUGUAACAAGAACAUUCCGACUAGCGUAACACAAUCCUACACCUGUGCCGAGUGCAAACGGACUCUUCCCACAGCGCACCUGUUGGACCUGCACAUCACAGAGCAACAUGACACGUACUUUGCAGCUAGCGUGGAACGGGGCGAUAAGCCUAUGUUUUCCUGUUACCUCGAGGAAUGCACAUUUAAAAUGCACACGGCGAAAGAGCGCAAGGAUCACUGUAUAACUGUACAUAAGUUUCCUCCGAACUAUCGAUUCGAUCAGUCCAAAUCAAAGGCCUAUCACGAAAAGAGCAGGAACGAGGCAUCAAUGGAUGUUGACGAGCUGGCCGGACCAACUCACAACAAAAUCCCAUACAUCAAAGCUUUCAGCUUCGGCCAUUACACACAGAGAACCUUCAACACCCGCAGGGAGCGACGCGAACCCGGCACCACUCUGCUCGACGUACAGGAUAUGAAAGAUGCACUAGAGGACAUGGACUAGGAGAUGGAUAGUAAUAGUACUUGUAGUUAGGGUUCUAUUUAUUAUGCGAAAGAAACAUCAAUACAUUAUAUGAAAGCAUGUGUUAUUAGUGUACUUGCGGAAACCUUGAACAUCAUUUAGCCUUUGAGGUGGAUCUAGAAUAGAAGUAAAACAUUGUGUUGUAUAUAUAGUUUAUAUGCAUGUUUUUGUAUCAUUAAUUUCGAGGACUGUUUCGACUUACUUGCCCGUGUUGGCAUUAAUGUAGUGAUAGGCCACAACCAGCAGAAAAAGAAAUACACCCAAAACGUUGGAGAAUAUAGCCAAUUGUACGUCACUGAUCAUUUUUAAGUCGAGUCAAUACUGU